AUGCGCCCAAUCUUUAGAGAAGGGGAGUUUCUGCUCAAAUCGGACUUUCGACUCUUUGGGAGAAUGUUCACAACAAUGGAGACGUUUUGGACGCUCAAAUUGUUCUUUGUAUUUGUUCUGGGUCCUGCUAUUUGUGAGACUAGGCCAAAUUUCCUUUUGAUUUUGGCUGAUGACCUUGGUUAUGGAGAUUUGGAAACCAAUGGUCACCCAACUUCAGCCGCGCCAAGCCUGAAAAAGCUUCAUUCCGAAUCUUUAGUAUUCAGUAACUUUUAUUCUGCCAGUGCAGUUUGCUCGCCUUCCAGAGCGGCUCUGCUCACUGGUUUAUAUCCGGUUUCAACCGGAAUUUACCCCGGGGUAUUUUGGCCCUCAUCCAUCGGAGGGCUGAGCCCCAGCCACUCGACAGUGGCCCAAUACCUCCGUGAAGCUGGUUACCGAACCACCCACAUUGGCAAAUGGCAUCUGGGUGUGGGACAAAAUGGAGCCUAUCUGCCAACUGAACAUGGCUUCGAAAACUACUACGGCAUUCCUUAUUCACACGACAUGUGUCCGUGUCAAAUCUGUUUUCCCAUAAAGGAACCGUGUUUUGGACAAUGUAACAACGGUGACGUGAGUUGUCCAUUAUAUUCGAACACGACAAUUGUGGAACAACCGACAUCAUUACCGGAUUUAACCCAAAAGUAUACGCACAAGGCAAUUCUGGAAAUAGAAAGAUUCUCCAAGUCUGAGGAUCCAUUUUUCAUGUAUUUGGCUUAUCAUGAAACCCAUCACCCUCAAUUUGCAGGCGACUUUCGAAACGCAUCUUCCAGGGGCUCCUUUGGCGACGCUUUGAUGGAAAUGGACCAUUCCAUUGGAAAAAUAAUCUCAGCUUUAAAGAAGAAGAACCUUUUGAAUAAUACUUUGAUCUUCUUUACUUCGGACAAUGGACCAAGCUUGAUGCGCCAUGAACGUGGAGGCUCCGCCGGUCUUUUUCGAUGCGGAAAGGACACCACCUGGGAGGGUGGUUUAAGGGUACCAGCAUUCCUUUAUUACCCAGUGCACGUGCAACCAGGCAUAACACACGAGUUGGCAUCAACGCUUGAUGUGACACCCACCAUUUUGGCCUUGGCUAAUGUAACUUCCAGAACCGAUGUCAGCCAUGGUUUCGAUCUGAGUCCUCUAUUCCUCAACCAUUCUCAGGAAGUUCGCCAAUCUCUAGCCAUGUUUUCAACCGAACCGAAGAAGGCCUUUGAACCAUACGCCAUCCGUUACAAGCAUUUCAAAUCCCAUUUUUACACGAGAGGAAGCUCUUUGUCAGAUGAUCUGAACUUUGAUCAUGCCUGCAGAUCCUCAUCUCGACAAGAGAAACACGACCAAGCUUUGAUCUUCGAUCUGAGUGUCGACCCAUCAGAGAGAUAUGACUUACGCUCCCCCGAGGCCCGGAAGCUUCGAGGCCAAAUGGAACAAUUACGUCAAGAAUAUAGGGCAAAUGUCACUUGGGCCCCGAGUGAGAUGGCCAAGGGACAAAAUCGUCAUCUCUCGCCUUGCUGUAGCCGACCGGCCACAUGCGAACCCUUCCCCGACUGUUGCGAUUGUGACGAGGAGGGCUCCUUCUCGUCUCCCAAUGACCGUCUGCCCGAGAUCUCAGUUAUCUCCGUUGGGCCUUGAAGAUGGCGGGAAUGAUAUCUCGAUGAGUAGGAUGAACUGUGAUGCAAUAUGUGCGAGUUCUACCUAAUAAACGAAUGAUGCAUGGUAUGUUUUGAA
Tigriopus californicus is the source of this 1740-nucleotide messenger RNA. RefSeq names its product arylsulfatase A-like. Gene Ontology annotation, molecular function: arylsulfatase activity. Lineage: Eukaryota; Metazoa; Arthropoda; Copepoda; Harpacticoida; Harpacticidae. Bases 1 to 1644 code for a protein of 547 amino acids. The transcript is spliced from 6 exons. The record is from RefSeq and is a predicted model, not a curated record.